This is a messenger RNA of Mesitornis unicolor (brown roatelo), 1420 nucleotides long. It is a transcript of the gene DLG3, whose product is annotated as discs, large homolog 3 (Drosophila). Bases 40 to 1140 code for a protein of 366 amino acids. The transcript has 11 exons. Gene Ontology annotation, cellular component: postsynaptic density membrane; neuron projection; neuromuscular junction. Gene Ontology annotation, molecular function: protein binding. Gene Ontology annotation, biological process: chemical synaptic transmission. The record is from RefSeq and is a predicted model, not a curated record. Lineage: Eukaryota; Metazoa; Chordata; Aves; Mesitornithiformes; Mesitornithidae.
AGCCGCUUUGAGUCCAAGAUCCAUGACCUGAGAGAGCAGAUGAUGAACAGCAGCAUGAGCUCCGGCUCCGGCUCACUCCGGACAAGUGAGAAGAGAUCUCUCUAUGUUCGAGCUCUGUUUGACUACGACCGGACCCGAGACAGUUGCUUGCCCAGCCAGGGGCUCAGCUUCUCCUACGGGGACAUCCUGCACGUCAUCAAUGCCUCCGACGAUGAGUGGUGGCAAGCCAGGCUUGUCACGCCCCAUGGCGAGAGCGAGCAGAUUGGGGUCAUUCCCAGCAAAAAAAGGGUGGAAAAGAAAGAGAGAGCACGGUUGAAAACAGUGAAGUUCCACGCCAGGACUGGCAUGAUUGAGGCCAACAGGUCGAUCAAAACGAAACGUAAAAAGAGUUUCCGCCUCUCUCGAAAGUUUCCAUUUUACAAGAGCAAAGAGAACCUGGCCCAGGAGAGCAGCGGACAGGAACAGGGCGUGACAUCAAACACCAGUGACAGCGAGAGCAGUUCCAAAGGACAAGAGGACACCAUCCUGUCGUACGAGCCAGUGACGCGGCAAGAAAUUCACUACGCGCGGCCGGUGAUCAUCCUGGGGCCAACCAAGGACCGAAUUAACGACGACCUCAUCUCCGAAUUCCCACACAAGUUUGGUUCCUGCGUGCCUCACACUACUAGGCCUCGGCGUGAGAAUGAGGUGGAUGGACAAGACUACCACUUCGUCGUAUCCCGUGAACAGAUGGAGAAAGACAUCCAGGACAACAAGUUCAUAGAGGCCGGGCAGUUCAAUGACAACCUCUAUGGGACCAGCAUUCAGUCGGUGCGAGCAGUGGCAGAGAGGGGGAAACACUGCAUCCUGGACGUGUCUGGCAAUGCUAUCAAGAGGUUGCAACAAGCACAACUUUAUCCCAUUGCCAUUUUCAUCAAACCAAAAUCCAUUGAAGCUCUCAUGGAGAUGAACCGGAGACAGACAUACGAACAGGCCAACAAGGUCUUUGACAAAGCCAUGAAACUCGAGCAAGAAUUUGGAGAGUAUUUCACAGCCAUCGUACAAGGAGACUCUCUCGAAGAGAUCUACAGCAAAAUCAAACAGAUCAUUGAGGACCACUCCGGGCACUACAUCUGGGUCCCGUCCCCAGAGAAACUCUGAAGAUGUCCCCCACCUGCUUCCCCGUGAGCAGAAGACCUCUGAAGACCCACCCCACCCAAGCCCUCUGCCCCAAGGGGGAGGGAUAUGAAAACUAUUCCUGCCCCCCUUUUUUAGGUCGUCGCAAAAUUGAGUUUUCUAGUCCUGUUUCUUUUGUUGGGAUGAACUCAUCUUAUUCAUCACGUGACUGUUCCCACCGUUCCUGCAUGGACCUUCCCACUGCUCCAUUAGAGACAGAUGAGAACCCAUCCAAGGUCGUUUUUUAUUACUAUUAUUAAUUAUU